Messenger RNA from Boeremia exigua, 604 nucleotides. RefSeq lists its product as uncharacterized. The record is from RefSeq and is a predicted model, not a curated record. The transcript has a single exon. NCBI's taxonomy places the organism in Eukaryota, Fungi, Ascomycota, Dothideomycetes, Pleosporales, Didymellaceae. The coding region runs from base 87 to 434 and encodes 115 amino acids.
AGUCUUCAAGGGUUUUGAUCUGUUCAUUCUGGGCAGCUGUGUUUGCUGGCAGUCUUGGAGUGCACUCGUGUCUUGCCUUCGAAGCAAUGCAAGGCGUUUGUGCGCUGGUGAGGCCAAUCGCUUUCGCUGCGCCUUUACCGGUCAUGUCGCUCACGAUACCCGAGCGUGCCAUCACUCCGUUUUCCUUCCGUCCUCUAAAAGUUACGGUCUCUCAUCAGCAUUUUGCCGCCCAUCUAGGCUUCGAAAUCUUGGGCUGCCAUCUUCUCGAAUCCUUCGCCGAACACCAAAACUGGGACGUGUCCCACUCCGCUUACGAGGUCAAUGUCAUGACGAUAAUGUAUCUUUCCAUAGACGACAUGAGUGCUUGGGCAUGUAUUUAUUGCAGGUUAGAUUGGCGGUUGAAUUCUCCACUUAACUCCAGCCCCGACUUGUGAGCAUGUGAUCUGUUAAGUCUUGUAAUGCAACAGUGUCGACACGUCCGCAAACAUAUUUGUGGAGGUGAGAUGGGACGUUGAUGAUCGCCGUUGACGUCGAUCACUCCCGAGUGGCUGACAGGGUAGCCCUGUUCCCGCCCCUCAUACGUCACGUCCGACCUCGAUAUCUU